Molecule: messenger RNA, 394 nt
Organism: Aspergillus candidus
Lineage: Eukaryota; Fungi; Ascomycota; Eurotiomycetes; Eurotiales; Aspergillaceae
Exons: 1
Source: RefSeq, a predicted model, not a curated record
AAAUGGUCAAAGCCACCUUCCUCCUCACCGUCCUGGCCGCCCUCGCCAGCGUCGAAGCCUGCAAGCGCACCUGCACCCCCACCUCCGACAAGGGCGGCGUCUGCACCUACAGCUGCACGAAGAUGUGCUCAAGCUUGGGCGCCAAGGAAGCUCGCGACGAGUUCCUCUCCAACCUGCAGUCCGCGGGCCACAGUUGCAAGGCCAGUGGCUCUUCGGGCGUGAAGUGCACUAAGAAUUCUUCGUUUGGGAGCUGCUAUGAUCAUCACUGGUCUUGUGGGGGUGGGUGUUAGGUUGGGCGAGGUGUUUACCUAUCAACCUAGUAGGACGGACUAGCUUGUGGAAGGAUUCGUGGAUGAGAUGUUGUCGGUUGAGCCUGGAGGAGAUGAGGAUUUAG